AUGGAUAAGAAGAAGAAGCAGCUGAAGCACACGGUGAACAAAGCAAAAGAGCAAUCGAGCAUGGAGAAGAGGAAUCAGAAUGACAAGAGCAAGACCAUUCACGACAUCCUCCCUCUUGAUCUGAUUCACAUAAUUCUUCUGCGGGUGCCGAUCAGACAUCUCGCUCGCCUCAGAUGCGUUUCCAAGCUGUGGUACUCUCUAAUUUCCGAUCCUGACUUUGCGGAAUUGCAUUUUUGCCAUUCUCUCCCCGCCACCAAGGCAUGCUUCUUCAUGAAAAACGACACUAUGGCUUACUUGGUUUACUUAGACGACAAUGAUGCAUCACAAAGAAUGGUUUGUCCCCCUUUCAAGAAGAAACCACCUUCUGAUUUUGAGGAUGAUUACUUAGUUGUUGCAGCUUGUAGGGAUUAUGAAAGGCAACAAGAUCACUUGGAAUGCUUGUCCUUGAGAACCAAUUCAUGGAUUAAUCUUGAUGCUGUACUCCCCAGUCCAUUGGAUUGGUUUGACCACAAUUCUUGUGGGUUGUUCUUGAAUGGCGCUAUUCAUUGGGUGCCUUCCUGUCUUAAAGAUUACAGGGAUGCUAUUCUUUGCUUUGAUCUGAAGGAAAGGACUUUCUCAAAGAUAUCUGCACCGGAACAACUGCUAAUCAUUGCAUGCCCCGUUCCAAGUCUCGCCCUACUAGGAGACUGCCUAUCUUUGUAUGGUCACAAUUAUGGUAGCGGUACAACUGAGAUAUGGGUGAUGAAAGAAUAUAAAGUGCACUCAUCUUGGACUCUCUAUGAGAUUCCUUGCAAAGUCUUUCAGCCAUUGUGCUUAUCCAGUAACGGUGAUAUUAUUGGAAGAGGUUAUGAUAAAAUAGGGUACUUCAUAUACAAUGUCAGAGGAGACCUGCUCAAGCGUCUUAAAAAUCUUCCUUGUCCGCCUCCCAUGGGAUACUGUGUAUACAGAGAGUCUCUUGCCGUCUUGCCACUCCCUAGCGGCAUUAAGGAUAAGGAUAAGAAGAAGAAGGAAAACUGCCAUCAAGUUCACCAUCAAGUUUAGGCUCUUUAGAAUCACCCAAGAUUCAAACAAAGAGAGAGAAUGAGGAGCCAACAUAUGAGUGGACAACUUGCCACUUGGGGAAGAACAUUUGAAAAGUGCAAAUGAAGUUUAGUCUCUUUUUAAAUCCAAUAUAUCUUUUGAAUCAAAUCUAAUAGUAAUAUUUCUUAGUUGGUUAUGCAAAACUUUAUAGGUUUUAUUUUGCAGAUUACAUAAUAUACUCCUUCUUUUAAUCUUACCUUUAGCGUUCUUGGUUUUAGAAGUUCACUAGCAAAUGAUGGCAAACCCAGAAACAAAAAUUACCGUAUACGAGAGUUGUUUUAUUUUGAGUCUUGCUUCCUACACCGUAGUCUUGUGGUGAGGUAUGUUUCGUUAUUGUGCUGAGUGCUAUACAUAAAUAUAUUUUUUCUCAUUGAUUGUAUACUUUCAGUUAAGAUGUUAGCUUUGGCAAUACCAUAAAUAAUUUUUAGCUGAUGUGUAUCCUUUGUAAUUUUAUUAGGUACAUCACAAUGAAAUAAGACUCAGAAGAUUUAUCUUAAUGUCA
Messenger RNA from Arachis ipaensis, 1582 nucleotides. Lineage: Eukaryota; Viridiplantae; Streptophyta; Magnoliopsida; Fabales; Fabaceae. The record is from RefSeq and is a predicted model, not a curated record.